AUGGCCUCCCCAAUUCCCCGCGGCCUGAAGCAGGUCCUCCAGAAGUCUCCUAACGACAUUGUCAUCCUCUCCUCCCUGCGUACUCCUAUCACCCGCGCCAAGAAGGGUGGUUUCAAGGAUGCUUACCCCGAGGAGCUGCUCGCCAGCGUCCUGAAGGCCACAUUGAAGGCCAACCCCAACCUGGACCCGGCACUCAUCGACGACGUGACCAUCGGAUCCGUCCUGCAGGAGCUCGGUGGUGCUAAGGCCGGUCGUAUGGCCCAGAUCCACGCCGGUUUCCCUCACUCCGUCCCCUUCAACACCAUCAACCGCCAGUGCUCAUCUGGUCUGGCCGCCAUCACCGCCGUUUCCUACGGUAUCCGCUCCGGCGCUCUCGACAUCGGUGUCGGUGGUGGUAUGGAGCACAUGACUCGCAACUACGGCUCCCGCGCUAUUCCCACCGUUCUCUGGCCCGAGCUGAAGGAGUCUCACUCCCAGGACGCCAAGGACUGCAUCAUGCCAAUGGGUCUGACCUCCGAGAACGUCGCCUCGCGCUACGGAAUCUCCCGUCAGGACCAGGACGCUUUCGCCGCUGAUUCUCACGCCAAGGCCUCCGCCGCCCAGAAGGCCGGUCGUUUCGACUCUGAGAUCGUCCCCGUUACCACUAAGACUCUUGACCCCGAGAACCCCGAUGCUCCCGCUAAGGAGAUCACCGUUUCCCAGGAUGACGGUAUCCGUCACAACAUCUCUGCUGAGAAGAUGGGCACUCUCAAGCCCGCUUUCAAGCCCGAUGGAGCUAGCACUGCUGGUAACUCCUCCCAGGUCAGCGAUGGUGCCGCUGCUACCCUUUUGAUGCGCCGUUCCACCGCCGAGGAGCUCGGUCUUUCCGGCUCUAUCAAGGCUCGCUGGGUCGCUACCGCUGUUGCUGGUUGUGCCCCCGAUGAGAUGGGUGUUGGCCCCGCUGUUGCUAUCCCCAAGCUGCUUCAGCAGGUUGGUCUCUCCGUUCCUGAUGUCGGUGUUUGGGAGAUCAACGAGGCUUUCGCUUCCCAGGCUAUCUACAGUGUUCGCAAGCUCGGCAUUGACCAGGCUAAGGUUAACCCCAACGGUGGUGCUAUUGCUCUUGGUCAUCCUCUCGGUGCUACCGGUGCUCGCCAGGUCGCUGAUCUGCUUCCUGAGUUGGAGCGUAGCGGCCAGGACAUUGGUGUUGUCAGCAUGUGCAUUGGUACCGGCAUGGGUAUGGCCGGUAUGUUCGUUCGCGAGUAA
Molecule: messenger RNA, 1242 nt
Organism: Penicillium pulvis
Lineage: Eukaryota; Fungi; Ascomycota; Eurotiomycetes; Eurotiales; Aspergillaceae
Exons: 1
Coding region: 1-1242 (413 amino acids)
Biological process (GO): fatty acid beta-oxidation; phenylacetate catabolic process
Cellular component (GO): peroxisome
Molecular function (GO): acetyl-CoA C-acyltransferase activity
Source: RefSeq, a predicted model, not a curated record